Molecule: messenger RNA, 1498 nt
Organism: Passer domesticus (house sparrow)
Lineage: Eukaryota; Metazoa; Chordata; Aves; Passeriformes; Passeridae
Product: zinc finger protein 391-like
Exons: 2
Coding region: 425-1081 (218 amino acids)
Biological process (GO): regulation of transcription by RNA polymerase II
Molecular function (GO): DNA-binding transcription factor activity, RNA polymerase II-specific; RNA polymerase II cis-regulatory region sequence-specific DNA binding
Source: RefSeq, a predicted model, not a curated record
CACGGCAGGCGCAGGGCUGGGAAAGGCGUGGCGGGAGCUGCGGAGCAGUUUGUUGGUGCUGGCAGCUCAAUGCCGCCGCGGGCCCGGGCCCGUUCCAGGGCUGUUCCUCAGCUCCGGCUCUGCCCUCAGGCAGCGCGGGGGGCGCGGAGAGCGCGGGGCGAGGCUGUGCCGCGUGCAGAGCCCGCCCGUGGCUGCGAUUGGGCGGCGGUGGCGUCAGUCGUGGGUGCGGCGCGCUGAUUGGCGGGAGCGGGGCGGAGGCGGGCCCCGGCGGCGGGCCUCGGGCGGCGGUGGCGCAGCAGCGGCGGCAUUGGCGGAGCGCGUGUGCGGGCCCGGGAGCGGCGGCAGCGGCCGGAGCCCGGGGAGGCGGCGGCGGAGCUCGGAGGCGGCCCCGGCGCAGGAGUUUUCAUUCUCAGGGUGUGGCUGGAUGGAGGAGGAGGAAAAACCCUGGAGAUUCCGUACGAGGAGGGGCUGCAAACCCAGCCCAGGUAUCUGCGGGGAGGAAAGAGCCCCCCUGAGCCAGGAAGGCAGCCAGAGAUCCAGGCAGAGCUCAGAGCUGGUGGAGAAGCCUCAUGGCAGGGAGAAGCCCCACAAGUGCUUGGAAUGUGAGAAGCGUUUCAGCCGGAGCUCAGAUCUGAACUACCACCAGAGGAUCCACAGUGGAGAGAAGCCCUACAAGUGUGGGAAAUGUGGGAAGAGCUUCAGCCGGAGCACCACCCUGUUGCAGCACCAGGUGAUCCACACUGGGGAACGGCCCUACACCUGCUUGGAAUGUGGGAAAAGCUUUGGAUGGAGCUCCGCCCUGAGAGGACACCAGCGCAUCCACUCUGGGGAGAGGCCCUACGAGUGUCCCCAGUGUGGGAAGAGGUUUCACAGCAGCUCCGAUCUCCUCAAACAUGAGCGGAUUCACACAGAGGAGAGGCCCUUCCGCUGCCCCGACUGCGGGAAGGGCUUCAAGGAAAACUCCACCCUCACCAAGCACCGGCGCAUCCACACCGGGGAGAGGCCCUACGAGUGUGGGGAGUGUGGGAAGAGCUUCUCCACGAGCUCUCACUUGAACAGACACCAACGAAGGCGCCACUAAGGGAAGCCCUGUGAGUGCCCCGAGUGCAGGAAGAGCUUUGUGCGCUGCUCCAGCUCCAUCCCCCAUGGGAGGAUCCGUGUUGGAUGAUCCCCAGUGACCCCCGAUGGGCAGAGCCCUGGUGACCCCUUAUGGGGAAUAAAACAGAGAGUAAACAAUGGAGCUGAUACAGGGGCCUGAUAUCUGAGGCCUGAUGGAGCAGAAACUGUGGGAGAUACAGACACAGAUAAAGGGUCCUUGGGCAAGAGGUGACCAAGAAACAUGUGAGACUUUGUGAUAAGAUGAUGUUAUCAGGUGAUGUGAUGUCAUGAACAAUGUGUAACCAAUGGGAAAUUGUUACCAAAAAUAGAGCCCUAUAUAAGCACCAUACAAGUCAAACUCCUUUUAUACUCAAUAAAAUUGGCUUCUGAUGUAAAUUCA